Molecule: messenger RNA, 2316 nt
Organism: Pipistrellus kuhlii (Kuhl's pipistrelle)
Lineage: Eukaryota; Metazoa; Chordata; Mammalia; Chiroptera; Vespertilionidae
Gene: PRSS35
Product: serine protease 35
Exons: 2
Coding region: 246-1661 (471 amino acids)
Biological process (GO): proteolysis
Molecular function (GO): serine-type endopeptidase activity
Source: RefSeq, a predicted model, not a curated record
UCUCCCCUCGGUGAGCAGCUGGCUCUGCCUCCUCCGCAGUCUCCGCCGCUGGCUCCGGAGGUGCUGGCCAGCGGUGCAGGGCAGCUCCGGCCCAGGCAGGCAGCGGGGAUCCUGCAGCAGCGCCCCCGCCCUCCUCCCUCCCUCCGUCCGCAGCUCCUGGUGAUCACCUCGCCCGGAGCUCUUUGAUUCCUACUGGGCAGCGCCCUGGGGCGGAAUAAGCUUCACAGACAAAAGAGAAGAAUAAAAUGGACAAGACGCUCCUGUGGUUGAUCCUCUUCACCCUGGGGUGGGCCCUCACUGGUGGGUCAGAGACGGAGCAGGAUGCCAUGUGGCAUUUGGGGAAAGUGCCCCGGGUUGUCCGGGAAAGGACUUUCCAGCUCACGAGCCCCAAGUUCGAGGCGGAGGCCCAGAUGGUGCUGAGGAACGUGUGUGGCAUCGAGUGCCAGGAGGAGCUCCCCGCGCCCAGCCUGUGGGACCUGGAGGAGGCUCUCUCCUACGAGACCGUCUUUGAGAACGGCACCCGCACCCUGACCAGAGUGAGGGUGCAGGGCCUGGCCCCGGAGCCCCCGGGGCCCGCGCACAACACCACCGCGAGGAGGAGGAGGAGGAGGAGGCAGGUGUACGGCACCGACAGCCGGUUCAGCAUCUCAGACAAGCGGUUCCUGACCAGCUUCCCGUUCAGCACGGCCGUGAAGCUGUCCACCGGCUGCAGCGGCGUGCUCGUGUCCCCCCGGCACGUGCUGACCGCAGCCCACUGCGUCCACGACGGGCGGGACUACGUGAAGGGGAGCAGGAAGCUGCGGGUGGGGCUGCUGAAGAUGAGGAAGAAACGGGGCGGCCGGAGACUCCGGGGCUCCAGGAGGAGCAGGAGGGAAGCGGAAGGUGAUGCGCAGAGAGGGGGCGGCAGCAGCAGAGAGGACCCCAAGGAGGGAGCCAAGGCUGGGGGGAGGAGAAGGAAGAGCUCUGCUGGGGGUCAGAGAGGUGCUGUGGGUCAGGGAAGAGGUGCUGGGGGUCAGGGAGGCCCUGGGGGCCAGGGAGGACCUGGGAGUCAGGGAGGCCCUGGGGGCCAGGGAGGACCUGGUGAUCAGAAAGAUUCUGGGGAUCAGAGAGGGCCUGGGGGUCGGAGAGGACCAGGGGGCCAGGGCAGAGGUGCCGAGGGCAGGCCCUCGUUCCAGUGGACCCGGGUCAAGAACACCCACAUCCCCAAAGGCUGGGCCUCGGGCGGGAAGGGCGCCGCCCUGGACUACGACUACGCGCUGCUGGAGCUGAAGCGCGCGCACAAGCAGAAGUUCAUGGAGCUGGGCGUCAGCCCGGCGCCGCGGGGGCUGCCCGGCGGCCGCAUCCACUUCUCCGGCUUCGACCGGGACCGCGCCGACCAGCUGGUGUACCGCUUCUGCAGCGUGUCCGACGCCUCCCGCGACCUGCUCUACCAGCACUGCGACGCGGCGCCGGGCUCGGCGGGCUCCGGGGUGUACCUGCGCCUGCGGGAGCCCGGGCGGCGCUGGGCGCGCAGGGUCAUCGCCGUGCACGCGGGUCACCAGUGGGUGCACGUGGGCGGCCAGCAGCAGGACUACAACGUGGCCGUGCGCAUCACGCCGCUCAAGUUCGCCCAGAUCUGCCUCUGGAUGCACGGCCAGGAUGCCGACUGCACCGCCGGGUGACGGACGGCACCCCGAAACCCGGGCCGUGGGCACCCCGAAACCAGGCCAUGGGCGACCCGCAGCGCAGAGGAAAACCGGUUCCUUUAUUGUAGCAAGAUCUCCGCGCAGAGGAUGCCUGGACACGAACUCUAGGAACAGCAUGUCCAUGUGUGUAUACAUCUACUUUCUCAAAAUCAGCAGGUUUCCCUGAAUGUAAAAGCCGUGUAGGGUAAAGGUAUCGGAUGGGUAUGUUCCAUGCCACGUAUCUAUUCUUCUUCGCAUGGUCGUAGGUUUGGUUUUUGGAAAAUAAUUUUGUUGUUGUUGUUGUUAUUCUCCUUCUAGCCUUCUUAAGAAUUAGACACACUUUAAAGCUUCGAGCUAGUGCUGUCAACAAUAUGAUUUCUCAGUGGCGUGCUCCCAGGGUCGGUCCUACUCUAAGAAGAAUCUAAUGUGGUGCUGGUGGCAAAUUAAAUGGGCCGAGUUAGAGGCAAAACAUUUGCAACAGUUAGGACUGUUCUGAGAUGGGCCCAUUCGGUGCAUGCCCUCCAUGUUUAUAUUGCUUUCACUUGGGCCUGAGAAACUUUAGUUUUUUGUUUUUAUAUAUUUUAUUGAUUUUUUUACAGAGAGGAAGGGAGAGGGAUAGAGAGUUAGAAACAUCGACGAGAGAGAAACAUCC